AUGAUUCCAUGCACUCUAGGUGAUGCUUGCACAAAGACAGUUCUAUGUGAUAUUGGAGCAAGCAUCAACCUAAUACAUGCUUCAUUAAUAAAGAAGCUUUGUUUGACUGAGGAAGUCAACCCAACCUGCAUAUGCCUUCAACUUGCUGAUUGUUCUAUUAAGAUACCUUCAGGAAUAAUUGAAGACAUGGUUCUCAGGGUUGGACCUUUUGCUUUUCCCAUUGACUUUGUGAUGUUAGACAUAGAAGGACACAAGAGUGUAUCCCUUAUCCUAAAGAGGCCCUUCCUAGUUACAGGAUGGACCCUCGUUGAUGUUGAAAAAGGGGAAGUAACCCUGAGAGUCAAUGAGGAAAAGUUCGUACUGAAUGCUGUCAAUGCUAUGCAGCAUCCAGACAUCCCUGAGGAAUGCUUGAGCAUUGACCUCAUUGAUUCCCUCGUGGAAGAAGUCAACAUGGCCGAAAAUCUCAAGGAAGAGCUAAAUGAUAUCCUUGAUGAUACCCAGCCUGAUUUAGAGGAACCUCUGGAAACCUAUGAGGAAAAGGAGAAGCCUCUAAAAGCUUGA
Arachis duranensis is the source of this 561-nucleotide messenger RNA. RefSeq lists its product as uncharacterized. The transcript has a single exon. Bases 1 to 561 code for a protein of 186 amino acids. NCBI's taxonomy places the organism in Eukaryota, Viridiplantae, Streptophyta, Magnoliopsida, Fabales, Fabaceae. The record is from RefSeq and is a predicted model, not a curated record.